AUGGGAGAUGCUAAAAGUACUUCAAUUCCCUUAGGAGGUCAAUUUUCACUCACUAAAGAGCAAAGUCCGAGCUCUACAGAACUCAUCGAAGAAAUGAAGAAUGCCCCUUAUGCUAUGGCUCUUGGCUGUUUAAUGUAUAUUAUGGUUAGUACUAGACCUGAUCUAGUUCACUCACUUAGUAUAUUGAGCAGGUUUAUGGCAAACCCGGGUAUGGAACAUUGGAAAGCUCUUAAAUGGUUGUUAAGGUACCUAAAGGGUACAUGGAAUUAUGGAUUAGUUUAUGAGAAGACUAAAGAUGAAAUGCAUUUAACAGGCUUUGUUGAUGCAGACUAUGCCUCAAACAAAGACACAAGGAGAUCAACUACUGCAUAUUCUUUUAUGAUGAAUAACAGCUGCAUAUGUUGGAAAUCACAGCUUCAAUCAGUAGUGGCCUUAUCUACAACAGAAGCACAGUUUAUGGCCACCACAGAAGCGUUUAAAGAAGCAGUAUGGCUCCAAGGAAUAAUGCAAGAGCUUAAACAGAUCAAGCACUCGACUAUCAUCUAUUCAGAUAGUCAAUCCUCAAUCCACUUUUGCAAGAAUCCAGUAUACCAUGAAAAGAGCAAACAUAUUGACAUUAGAUUGUACUGGAUCAGGGAGAAAAUCGAAGAAGGAACCAUUGAAUUGGAGAAAAUAAGAACUGAGGAAAACCCAGCUGAUAUGGGAACAAAGGUGGUGUCAAUAAGCAAGUUUAAGCAUUGCCUGAACUUGCUCAACUUAAGAGCUUGA
Molecule: messenger RNA, 768 nt
Organism: Humulus lupulus (European hop)
Lineage: Eukaryota; Viridiplantae; Streptophyta; Magnoliopsida; Rosales; Cannabaceae
Product: secreted RxLR effector protein 161-like
Exons: 1
Coding region: 1-768 (255 amino acids)
Source: RefSeq, a predicted model, not a curated record